Spinacia oleracea (spinach) is the source of this 1589-nucleotide messenger RNA. Its product is annotated as plant cysteine oxidase 2. NCBI's taxonomy places the organism in Eukaryota, Viridiplantae, Streptophyta, Magnoliopsida, Caryophyllales, Amaranthaceae. The coding region runs from base 417 to 1247 and encodes 276 amino acids. The transcript is spliced from 5 exons. Gene Ontology annotation, molecular function: oxidoreductase activity, acting on single donors with incorporation of molecular oxygen, incorporation of two atoms of oxygen. The record is from RefSeq and is a predicted model, not a curated record.
UCUCCCCUCAAAAUGAUCCCUUUUAUACACUCUCAUCAUCCUCAACUUCUCUUUCUCACUGUGCCAACAACUUUCAUAGAAAAAAUUCCAAAUUUGAGCUUAAAUUUCACAUCAAAAUCUCCUUUUUUUUUUUUAUUCCAUUUUAAUUAUAAUUGUACUUCAUCUUCCUCAAAUUUUGGCAACUUUCAAACUAAAAAAAACACAUAUAUAUAUAUAUAUAUAUAUAUAUAUAAUAGAACUAAAAAACACCCUUUUUAUCGGGAUUUUCACAACACCGGUUUUUGUUAAGGAUUUAGUUAACUCUAUUGGCUUUUUUGGGUGACCGAGAUGUUUAUUUUGUAUUUUUGAGAGAUUUGUGAAGUACCCAUUUGGUGGAAAUUGUUUGCUGAGCUGGUGCAGAAUUAUUUAAUUUUUUCAUGGGAAUUGAGCCUGGUAUUACGGCUAACAGAGGUACGGAAUUCGAUAAAACAAGCGCCGAUAGAGGCAAGGCGUCACGGAAGAAUCGGCGGCGGGGUCGAAAAAUGGCGGCGGUUCAGACCUUAUUUCGCGCAUGUAAGGAGGUGUUUGCCGAUGGUGGAACAGGGUUUAUCCCCCGUCCCAACGACGUUGAACGGUUGCGCUCCAUUUUGGAUAGCUUGAAACAAGAUGAUGUUGGCUUGAGCCCAGAAUUGCCAUAUUUUGGACCAAUAAUGCAUGGGAAUGGUCGAGCUCCUAUCAUAACUUACCUUCAUCUCUAUGAAUGUGAAAAGUUUUCGAUUGGAAUAUUCUGCUUGCCGCCAUCUGGUGUAUUACCGCUUCAUAAUCAUCCAGGAAUGACUGUUUUCAGUAAACUUCUCUUUGGUACCAUGCAUAUUAAAUCAUAUGACUGGGCAGAUGGCGAACCUUGCACCACCGUUGUUUCAGAAAAUGCUCCUCGGGCCCGGUUGGCAAAACUUACAGUGAAUGAAGAUUUUGUUGCCCCUUGCAACACUUCAAUCCUUUAUCCAGCAGCGGGUGGGAAUAUGCACUGUUUUACAGCGGUGACAGCAUGUGCAGUUCUUGAUGUUCUAGGCCCACCAUACUCUGACCCUGAUGGUCGACACUGUACAUACUACCGGGAGCAUCCCUUUGACCGUUUCUCAGUUGACGGGAUAUCUGUGCUGGAAAAUGAGAGGGAUGGUUUUGCAUGGCUUCAAGAAAGGGAGAAGCCACGCCGCUUGACUGUUAUUGGGGCGCCAUAUAGAGGUCCCAGGAUUGUAGACAGUUGAGCCUGGGUGUUACUUUUGAUGGUUCUAGUUUUUACUUUUGAUGGUUUUUUCCUGCAGUUAGAGUGCGGCUCUGAAGUUCUCUACUGCUCUUGUACAUAAAUAGUUUAAAAAGGAAAUGAAAGAAAAAAAAAGAAAGAUAAUAGAUGGAGAAUUGGGAGGGACAGUUUGAGAAAGAAGCUUGAAAGGGAAACGUAGCUACUCAUAAUUAGAUGAUUAAAUGUAGCAAAAAGUUUCAAGAGCAUAACCCUUUGGAGACAUUGUUUUUUAUUGUUAUUUUGGUUGGAAUAAUUGUUUCAACGAAGUGCAUGUAUGAUUGUAUGGUGACUAGAUUUUCUUUGUUGA